This is a messenger RNA of Exophiala oligosperma, 1514 nucleotides long. RefSeq lists its product as uncharacterized. Gene Ontology annotation, cellular component: mitochondrial small ribosomal subunit. The transcript has a single exon. Gene Ontology annotation, molecular function: structural constituent of ribosome. The record is from RefSeq and is a predicted model, not a curated record. Bases 171 to 1025 code for a protein of 284 amino acids. Lineage: Eukaryota; Fungi; Ascomycota; Eurotiomycetes; Chaetothyriales; Herpotrichiellaceae.
CGGAGCUUUCGAAUUAUUUCGACUUGCUCAAGCAAGACAGAGCAUCAAACCCCCUACCACGUUUCCGCCCGUCUACAUACAAUGCGAUAACCAAAGGUCAGAUCUGCCCAGCAAGCCUAAUUGAAAUCUUUCUCCUCUUCUAUCAGCUUCCCACCACCUCCCUGUCCGCGAUGGGCCGCCUGGACCUCACGGCGAUCAACGUCCGCAAAACAGUCCUCCAGAACAUCGCAUCCGGCAGAAUAUCAACGACGCCGAUCUGGACGGACGUCGUUCGCGACGUCCCUCCGGCACAGAUACUGAUCCGGCAACAACCUCAAAAACACCGAUUGACGAGAGUCCGCACGCGAACGCUGCCCAACGGGAGGACCGAGCAAUACGCACAAGUGACGGAACCGAAAAAGGCCAGGUCGACCAAGACGCAAAAUUUGUUUACGCCGCGACACCUCCGGUACGAGGAAGAUGAACUACGAAAAAGCUUCUUCAACGACCACCCUUGGGAGCUGGCCCGGCCGCGGGUCGUACUGGAAACGUCCGGGGACCAGUACAGGAAUGCGGACUGGUCGAAGGGGGUCCAGCAGCCGGGGAUAGCACUGUCGGGAGAGUCGGUGGUCCAGAGGCAGCUCUGGUUGCUCGAGAACGUGCCCGACAUCACCGUCCCUCAGGCCUACGACGUUGCCCGAAAAGAGUUUUACGCCCUGCGACGGUCGGAGGAGAUUAGGAACAGAAUCGCGGCGGAAGAGGCGAGACACAUGGGCGCCAGGUUCGGCAAGUCCGCCAUCCAGGUCAGCAUGGGCAUCGAGAACGACAUGUACAACGACUGGGACGCGUGGGCGCGGCAGAUGGUCAACGAGCAGACUCAACGUCUGGCGGCCUUUUCGGGGACCGUCAUGGCCUCGGAGGAGGACGCAUUGAGAGACGUCAACAAGGCUGAAGAACAACGUCCUCCAGCGGCACCGAUCGGCGCCGGUGUGUUUGCUCAACAACAGAAAACGGACGCCAGGGCGCAAAGGAACGAUGCUGCAUGAUUCCUGGAGGUACAUUUUUGGCCUGCCCAAUCAAGUUUGGGGCUACAAUUGUACUGCGUAAAUGUGUAUUCAAACAACUAAAGCUCCAAGGAGGACGGGCAUUUCAAUAUGAGAGCUUGUUUUAUUAUGAUACCAAAAACGAAACCUGGACACUUUUGACAUUAUCCUCCCCUCAUAAAAGAAGUCCGUGUUGCGUGAAAAGGAGAAAAUAAAACAAGGUCUCUGAGACACCGAUUUCUAUCUCUAUUUGUGUUACAACGUAGUAACAAUUUACAUAGACCCAGUUGUCGUGUCAAGGAAAAUUUAUUCGAGCAACUUUUGAAUCCUAGAAAUCUGUUCCUCGACGCUCUUUUUGCUCGUCCCACCCAGGACCGUCCUCUUCUCGACGCUGGCCUCGUAGUUGAAGGCGCCCAUGACGUCGUCGCCGAACCUGGGGUCGACGCCCUGCAGCUGUUUCAGACUCAGUCGGUCCAUGGGCUUGCCCUCCUU